AUGGACGACGACACGUUCGACGACAUCAAUGAACACUCCUUUGUCGACGACGGCAGCGACAACGACAACGAAGACAACAACAACGAUGGCAACAACCUUAAUCAAGUACUUCAAGCAUGGGACGACUUGCCGCAAGGACCUGCUCACGCUGUGAAUCAACAGCACGCUGCCGGAGGGCAGCAGGCUCACCUUCGCGAGGCAUCGAUACCGUCACAGGAUCACGAUUUCCAAAGUCAGGUCCAUGUUGUGACACGACCCAUGGUUGGACCUGAGCGAUCGCAUAUCCCAGAACCUCGGCCGCAGAACGUUGAAACCGAGUGGAUCAACCAGAAUGCAGGAGGAAACGGUCCAGCGAAAUGUCCAGAGUGCAACCUGGCUACGACACGGAGAGAUAUUCGUAGAAUAUGGAGCAAAUCAGUCGUGGUGGUGGAUACGGUCGAAAAGGACGAGGCGAAUGCGCGAGCCAGGGAGGAGAAGGAGGGCAGAUUGCGCUGUGAAAGGGAAUUGGCUAACUCUCGCCUCGCCUAUGAGAUGCUUAGUAAUGAGCUGAAGGAUAUGCGCAAAAAGCAUGACCGUCAGCGUGCUCUCAAAGCAAGGUACCGGGCGGAAGUGAAGCAGCUAAAGAUGGCGCAUCCGGAGCGGGAAAUUGUAAAGCACUUUUCGUAUGUCACCACUCGGACGAUCCCCAUAACAGCCAGGGCACCGGUAGCAACACAGUACUUGUCAUAUCGCCAGGACGAAGAAAUGCUGGUGUACAGUCGGCAGAUGGGAGAACAGCACGGGAUUGCAAAAGUGUCGAUGCGGGACUUUGCAGGCAACUAUCACGACUUUAUCCCAGUGCACUCGAAACCUAUCAAGGAUGUGCGCUGUUAUACUGGAAACCCAGGCAUAAACAAGGCAUUUAUCCUCACCGCCAGUUUGGACAAGACCCUCAAAGUUACCAAUGCUCUCUCCAAACAAGUCGUCCUUUCGUACGUCAUCAACUGCUCAUUGUACAAUAUGGAAGGGGCGGUGUGGUCGUGUUGCUGGUCAGCAACAGACUCAAACCUGAUGUACUGUGCAGUGAAGGCAAGGCAGACCAGCAUAUUGACACUCGACCUCCGGAAUACAAGAGAGCCGGUCAGCAGUUUCAGCAAUCCAGGACUGUUGGGCCACGCACCGAUCCACUCGAUGACACAUAUCGGCCCAAUGGAGGGCCAUGACCAGGAAGCGAUUCUGUGCGGCAGUGUUGACGGGGCGUUUGUGUAUAAUUUUGAGCCGGGUAUGAAUGAAGGAACGCUUUCGGGAGUGUUUAGUCAGGAGAUGAUCAUCAAUGGGAGUCAAGGGUCGACGGCGUUGGGUGGCGACAGCUUAUCGUCCAGUCAGUCCAUGGGAACAACAAUAGGUUCUAGUUCCACGAUGGGAGGGGCAGAGAAGGGGCCGGAUGGUCGAUUGCUGCCAGUUCGAUUGAAGGGAUCGAGUUGUAAUUCUGUCUCUUUCGACAGUGUCUCUCGGGACUGGAUGGCCACGUACAACUUUAUGAACACCAGGACGACACAUCAUGUCCGCGGUACUGUCGAUCAGGACCCGUAUUCUGGAGACUUGUUGCUCCGGAGUGAAUACAAGGUCAUUGGAGGAACGCCUGUACCGUUGUCGAGGAACAGCAUCUUUUCAAGGCUGAACGAUUCCGUCCACAUGGCUGCAGGAUCUGACUCCGUCGCACAAGUGUGGUAUGAUCCGAAAUUCAAGUCAAAGAAGGCACAGGAAGAAGAUAACGAGAGGAGACAGACAUUGAGCGGACGCCCUAUAUCGACUCUGGACCAUGGCCCGCUAGCUCAACAUGUUAUCCAAAGUGGGAACAAUAUUCCUGCGAACUCGGUGAUCCGAGAUGUCAAGCCGGUGGUGGUCUCGGGAGUGAACGAGUACAUUGUGACACUCUCGGACAAGGAACUUGGGAUGUAUCGAUGGUCCGAGAGUGAACCUUUGGGUGGCGAGGAGGAUAGUGAUGACGAAGAAGGUAGUGAGGUGGACGAGAGUGAAGGUGAUGACCUGGUGCGUGUAAAAUAUGGAGGGAAGAGGCGGCGGCUUGACGACGAUGACAGUGACAGUGGAGAUGUUGUUGUUCUUGAUGGCGCAGAUGGUGAGAAUGGAGUAGGAGGAUCUGGGACAGUGGAGCAAGGUCCUUCCUCGACUGCGUCCUCUCCCAUGUUCAAUACCCAAUAA
Linnemannia hyalina is the source of this 2202-nucleotide messenger RNA. The record is from the annotation of a GenBank genome assembly. NCBI's taxonomy places the organism in Eukaryota, Fungi, Mortierellomycota, Mortierellomycetes, Mortierellales, Mortierellaceae.